Messenger RNA from Salarias fasciatus (jewelled blenny), 1548 nucleotides. Its product is annotated as unconventional myosin-Vb-like. Lineage: Eukaryota; Metazoa; Chordata; Actinopteri; Blenniiformes; Blenniidae. The record is from RefSeq and is a predicted model, not a curated record. The coding region runs from base 1 to 1095 and encodes 364 amino acids. The transcript has 7 exons. Gene Ontology annotation, molecular function: GTPase binding.
AUGUCCCCUGCCGCCGCCUCCUCCGGCGUCCCCUGUCUCCCGGGAUACGUCCUCUUCAUGUGUCUCCGUCACGCCGACUACGUCAAUGACGACCAGAAGGUGGAGUCUCUGCUGACCUCCUCCAUCAACGCCAUCAAGAAGGUCCUGAAGAGGAACAGUGAGGACUUCCAGAUGACCUCCUUCUGGCUCGCCAACACCAGCAGGUUGCUCCACUGCCUGAAGCAGUACAGCGGUGAGGAGGCCUUCAUGACCCAGAACUCGGCCCAGCAGAACCAGCACAGCCUGAAGAACUUCGACCUGGCCGAGUACCGCCAGGUCCUGAGUGACCUGUCCAUCCAGAUCUACCAGCAGCUGGUCCGGGUGGCCCAGAGCCAGCUGCAGCCCAUGAUCGUGUCGGCCAUGUUGGAGAGUGAGAGCAUCCCCAGCCUGGCGGGCGUGAAGCCGAUGGGCUACCGGAACCGCUCGUCCAGCAUGGACACGGACGCCGACGGACCGGGCGGCUACACCCUGCAGGCGCUGAUCCGCCAGCUGACCCUGUUCCAUGACACCAUGACGGAGCACGGCCUGGACCCCGAGGUCGAAGGUCAGCUGCUCCGCCAGCUGUUCCACUGCAUCAACGCCGUCACGCUCAACAACCUGCUGCUGCGCAAAGACGUCUGCUCCUGGAGCACCGGCAUGCAGCUCCGGUACAACACCAGCCAGCUGGAGGAGUGGCUUCGUGCCAACAGCCUGUAUCAGAGCAAGGCGGCGGCCAUGUUGGAUCCCAUCAUCCAGGCUGCUCAGCUGCUGCAGGUGAAGAAGAAGACGAGUCAGGAUGCUGAGGCCAUCUGCUCCCUGUGCAGCAGCCUGACCACCCAGCAGAUUGUCAAGAUCCUGAACCUCUACACUCCGCUCAACGAGUUCGAGGAGCGGGUCACCGUGUCCUUCAUCAGAGACAUCCAGACUCGACUCCAGGAGAGGAACGACCCUCCUCAGCUGCUGGUGGACACCAAGUCCGUCUUCCCGGUCCUCUUCCCGUACACGCCGUCCGCCCUGAGCCUGGAGUCCCUCCACAUCCCCGCCUCGCUCGGCAUCGACUUCCUGGUCCGGGUCUAACCGGGUCCAAGCGGACCAGGAACCGGCAUUUAGUCAGAGUCGUUGGCCUAACAGACCGACCAGAACCAGACCGACCAGAACCAGACCGACCAGAACCAGACCGACCCAACAGACCCACCAGAACCAGACCGACCCAACAGACCCACCAGAACCAGACCCACCAGAACCAGACAGACCCAACAGACCGAACAAAACCAGACCGACCAGAACCGGACCGACCAAAACCAGACCGACCAGAACCAGACCGACCCAACAGACCCACCAGAACCAGACCCACCAGAACCAGACAGACCCAACAGACUGACCAAAAUAGACCAACCCCAACAGACCGAACAAAACCAGACUGACCAAAACCAGACCGACCAGAACCGGACCGACCCAACAGACCCACCAGAACCAGACAGACCCACCAGAACCAGACAGACCCAACAGACCGAACAAAACCAGACCGAC